Molecule: messenger RNA, 3441 nt
Organism: Brienomyrus brachyistius
Lineage: Eukaryota; Metazoa; Chordata; Actinopteri; Osteoglossiformes; Mormyridae
Gene: osmr
Product: oncostatin M receptor
Exons: 18
Coding region: 72-2549 (825 amino acids)
Molecular function (GO): protein binding
Source: RefSeq, a predicted model, not a curated record
GACGGGACGGUGAUCAGGCCAGACACAGGGGCGCCCGUGUCGGCAGUGCGCACCAGGGAGACCCGACUCCGAUGAUUGACGACGUAGUGGCAAAUAAUACGACGCAGGAACUUUCGGUGAAGUGGAGGAUAAACUUGGAUGACGACGGGCAAAGAAAUAUCACUUUCAUAAUUCAGAUUGCUCGUGGGAAGAACUUAAGCAAAGUUUAUGAGACGAUAGUACACUUCGAUCGAAACAUCGGCGACGGGACCUUGCAGUGGAAAUGGAUUUCAGAAUGGCCUUUGCAAUGCACAGACCAUUCAGUGAGAAUAAAGCGCCUAAGCGAUUCGUUCGCCGCUAACUGGAGCCAGUGGAAAACUAACUCCGGUGUACGAGCACCGGAUGACGAGCCUCGGAUAUUCCCUUUUCAGCAGCUACUUCGGGAGGGGUCAUCCGGUCAUUUUUGCUGCAUCGUUCCAAGACGAGGAAAAAUAAGAAGCUUCACUUUUAAGCAUAUUUCCCGUCCACAUUCCUUAAUUGACGAGGGAGUCUAUGGAAUCAUUGUGAAUAACCUUAAUCGCACGAAUGAAUUUGGGAUUCUUGCAACAUGUGAGGACUCCAAUGCACAAAAAGCACGGACUCUGAACUAUGUGUCAGUCCCUCCCCAGAAACCAAGAAACAUCAAAUGUGAGACGCACGACAUGGAGCAUGUGAGCUGUUCCUGGGACACUGACACCCCCCCGAGCCUGAAGUAUAGCUUCACCUACCAUUGCAUCCUGACUUUACAGAACGCCACCAUCACAGGAACCCAGGACAUGUACAACCAGUGCACCUUCCAAGCCAUGCCAGACCAGAAGGAGUACAACAUGACAGUGAGGGUGACCAACAGUCUGGGAGAGGAGAGUGAGAGCCUCGGCUUCCUCAUCACUGACAUCGUGUCACCAGAAGUCCAACUUCUGGCAGUUAUGCCAGCUACCCGCCAUGCCAACGUGUCCUUCUUUGUAAAAGGGAACUUUUCCAGGUUCAACCUCUCUUGCCAAGUCAAAACCAGUGAUGGAAACCUAACCGGGAAGGAGACACUGAAGGGCCUGACCGGCAGCCGUUACCAGAUCACGGUGGGUGGUUUGCAGCCCUUGGAGCAGUACACAUUGCUGGUGUGCUGCUCUUUGGUAGGAUCUGCCCGAGGGUUUGGACAAUGGAUCAGCUCCCAAAGAUUCACAACACACGCUGAACCCCCGUCUGUGAGCUUGGACCUAUGGAGAGCUGUACACCAGUCCAGUGGUACUCGCAGUGUUACUGUCAUGUGGAAGAUAAUUUACAACAACAACAACUCCAAAACAGACAUUUCUGCAUAUGAAGUUCAGUUUGGGAACUCAAAGCAGAUUGUAACUGGUCAGGACACAAAUCACACCAGUAUUAACAUUAGUCUCAGCACAUGCAGCAUUGCUGUCAGAGCUGUCAAUGAAGCAGGGUCCUCGCUCCCGUCAUACAUCGUCGUCCCCUCAUUUAGGAGUAAGAGUGUGACCUCUCCCAAGGCUAAGAGAGUGAGCGGCUAUCCCGUGCAGGGCAUCCCGCUGUCAUGGGAAGCGUGUGAUUGGGCUACCUGUGGCUACACCGUGGACUGGUCCAAGGCAACUGAACCCAACCAGGUUGUCAACUGGGUCAAAGUGCCUGUUGGGUCCACCAACCUCACCCUUUCUGCAGAGUGGUUCGAGCCAGGGUGCCGGUACACCUUCCGCGUCUUUGGCUGCCAUGGAAACGAGCAUGUUCUGGCGGAGGCGUUUACAGGCUAUGCAGAGGAGUUGGAGCCCAGAAGAAAACCAACACUCAAUCCUGUCAGUAUUAGCUCAUCUUCUGCUUUGUUAAGUUGGGAAUUCAAUGAUGAUGAUCCUGCUGACCCUGGUUUCAUCACGGGGUACCGAGUCACGGUCAACGUAACGGACAGCCUUCAGCUUGUUUUUAGGGAACAGUUGAAUGAUCUGCACAUAAAGAAGGUCAUAGUCGAAAAGCUACGGGAUGGGACCAAGUACACCUUCGGGGUGCAGGCGUACACUAAGGCCGGUUUCGGGCCUCCUGAUGAAACGACUGCCACUUCCCCCUCAAACCACACAGGACUUCUGAUACAGCUGCUGAUUCCCCUCCUGCUGCUUCUGGGUGCUGGGAUCCUUGUCUCUUACUACAGUAAAAGGAUUAAAGCUCACGUCGGGCCGUUCUUCUUCACCCCCGUUAAGCUGACGGCUAGGAAGCUGGAAAUGAGCAGCUCUCUCUACGAGGUCAGUGAGAAGAUAAAGGCUUUGAAAGUUGAGGACUGCCCCUGUUCCAGCAUUGACGUGCUGGAGGAGAGCAGCAUGGAGAAGCAUCAGAUGAUGGAUACCAAAAUCCAGGGCAGCCAGGUCCCAUACGCCCCUCAGUCACCUAGCAACAGUCUUUGUGGUCAUGUGAACUCAGGCAUUUCAGGUAUAACCAACAUGACGUACUUCUCCACGUCUGAGCCUUUACCAAACUACAUCGUUGUAGAUUCUCCAGCUGGGUCUUUGGAAUACAUCACCACUACAGACAUGCUUUGCUAAAACCAUUUUUACCAGGAAUCAUAAGAGCCACAGCCCAGCUCCAAAUGGACCAUUUGCCUUGUUUUGCGGCUAAAAUUAUACAGAAGUUACUUGACAUACUAAUCGCAAAAACUACUCCUUCCACUUAAUGAUAUAAAAGGAUUUAUUUUAAAUCUGUUUCAGAGGAAGACUGUCCCACUGUGAUAUAAAGUUCUCUGUGCACAUUGUGUUUGUAGCCACAGUCCUUACCUUCUGUAGUUAGCAUUAGCAUUUCUGAAUGAAAAAGUAUAAUGAUGUUCUUUUGCAGGCCUGAAAUUAGCUAGUUAGGGUAUUCUCACCUGAACCAUUUAACUAGCUUUAGCUGACAUUUGGGAUUGUAUUACGCUAAAUUGUCGUUAGGAAUAAUUGUGAUGUUGAAAGGACAUCUUGUGCCACAAGAAGAAAAUGCGUGAAAAUUGAGGUCAAUGUUGUUUUUAUUAUAGAACAUUUUAAUCGUAAAGGUUAAGUGAUUAAUGAAGCCUGAUUAAUUAAGAUCUCACAACCCAGGGCACAUGGCGUAAGAGAGGCAACAGUCCAAAAUGAAGUGUUUUGUGUUUAGUCUGCGGCUGUGCUGCCUGUCCUAUGUAAAGUAAGUAAACAUUUCGAUCAAAGAACAGUUUUCCCAGAAUAUUGUUGCUUAAAAACGGUGUUUCCAGUCGGAGCUAACGCAAUACUCCAAAAACUAGCUGGCAAUUACAUAUUCGUGUAUAAAUAUUACAUAUUGCUAUUUUAAUUUUCUUCCUAUAGUUAAUCAUAUAAUUAUAUAGGAUUUAUGUGUUUUUUUCUGUACAUCUCCCUAUGAUAAAAAGCACAAUCGGGGUUUUCCUGACCACAACUCAAUGUAUCAUCUUUUGAUUAAAUAUUUAGCUGCUCU